This is a messenger RNA of Miscanthus lutarioriparius, 1404 nucleotides long. The record is from the annotation of a GenBank genome assembly. Lineage: Eukaryota; Viridiplantae; Streptophyta; Magnoliopsida; Poales; Poaceae.
AUGCCGAUCGAACGCUUCGACGUCACGGUCGCGUCACGGACGCUGGUGCGGGCCUCCGACCCACCGCGGGACUUCCCCGCCGUGCUCGCGGCCUCCAACCUCGACCUCAUCCUCGGAUCCUUCAACGGCUACCUCAUCGCGGUGUACCCUGCCCCGCCCGCGGGGUUCCCCGCAGUGGCGGAGGCCGUGCGCGCCGCGCUGCCGGCGUUCCUCGCCCGGUUCUUCCCGUUCGCCGUCCGUGUCGUCGCCAACGCCGCCACCGGCGUGCCGGAGAUCGCCUGCAACAACGCCGGCGCCGAGCUCGUGGUCGCCGACGCCGCGGUGGCGCUCGCCGACGUCGACUUCGCCGACGCUGACCGCUCGCUCGGGAACAUCCCGGUGCCCUUCGAGCUGGACCUCGCGCUGUCGCUGCAGCUCAUGCGGUUCGCGUGUGGCGGCUUCGCGCUCUCGUGGGGGACCAACCACCUGCUGGUGGACGGCCACGGCCUGACGGCGCUGCAGGCCGCGUGGACGGAGCUGCUGCGCACCAGCGCCGUCUCGUGGGAGCCCCACCACGGUCGGGCCUCACUCUUCCGGCCGCGCUCGCCGCCGCGGCGCCGGCACAGCCCGUCACUGGACGCCGAGUUCACGCGGUACGCGCCGGGGGAGCUCCCUAACUCCCUCCUGGUGGUCACCCUCGUGCGCCGCGUCUACGUGGUCUCCGCGGCCGACGUCGACCGCCUCCGCGCCGCCGCCCGCCGCGCCACGUGCCUGGAGGCGCUGUCCGCGCACGUCUGGAAGCUGCUCGCCGCGGCCGUCGGCGGCUCCGACACGCACUGCCGCGUCGCGUGGCUCGUCGACGGCCGGCCGCGCCUCGACCCCGCCCGGUACGACAGGGACACCCUGAGACGCUACGUCGGCAACGUGGUCACGUACGCGUCGAGGGAGGCCGCCGUGGAAGCUAUCACCUCGUCCCCGCUGGCCGACGUGGCGGCGAUGGCGCGCGCGGCCAUCGCGGAGGUGUUCCGGCCGGAGCGGUUCGACGAGCUGGUGGACUGGAUGGAGGCGCGCAAGGGGGUGUUGCGGGAUGGCGGCAAGUGGACGGAGGCGGUGGGCGCGGGCACGGGGAGCCCCGCGCUGGUGCUGUCGGCGUUCGUGGCGUUCCGGGUGGACGAGGACUUCGGGUUCGGUCGGCCGCGGCUGGUGAUGCCGUGGGUGCGGCCGGGGCGGCUGGGGUCCGCGGCCAUGAUGGUGGCGCGGAACCCGGAGGAGGACGGGUCGUGGGUGGUGUACGCCAGGAUGUGGCCGCGCCUGGCCGACGCCGUGGAGGCCGACCCGGAGGCUGUGCUCAAGCCGGCCACCGCCAAGCGGCUCGGGUUCGCCGUGAAGCAUACCCAUUUCAUUGAGCCGGCGAGCCGACUGUGA